GCGCGUUAUAUUUUUGCAUUAUUGUACUCUUUCUCUUGCUCCUUGGCUAUUGCUACUUUAUUAAUAUUUUAUCCCACACAAACUUUCCAUCCAUCUAUUUCGAUUUCUCUUUCCAACUCACAUACAUAAUAAUAAUAACAGGUUCUUAAUGACUAUGACAACGAAUUCCAGCACACAUACGAACCAGGAAGGAAAGCGCGUUGUUUUGAUAACUGGUUGCUCGGCGGGCAGCAUCGGACACUCCUUGGCGCUCGAGUUUGCCAACCAAGGGUGCAGGGUGUUUGCGUCAUCACGCGAUACGAGCAAAAUCGACAGCAGCCUGGUCGAGAAGGGCAUAGAGGCUGUCGAGCUGGACGUAACCAGCACCCAAUCUGUCGAAGCGGCCGUGGCCAAGGUGAUAACCGAGGCUGGAUACAUCGACGUACUUGUAAACAACGCCGGCCAGAUGUGCGUCGGGCCUGUGGUUGAAGUAGACAUUGACAGAGUUCAGCAGAUCUUAGACGUCAACGUUAUGGGUGCCGCGCGAGUGUGCCAAGUUGUAGCCCCACACAUGAUGGACCGUCGGCAGGGUACUAUUGUCAAUGUCGGCUCGGUCAGCGGCUACGUGGCGACGCCGUGGGUCGGAUACUACGCUGCGUCCAAGGCUGCGCUGCACGCAAUGUCGGACUCGCUUCGCGUCGAGAUGCAGCCGUUCAACGUCAAUGUCGUUGUCGUGGCGCCGGGCUCUGUAAAGUCCAACCUGGUCGACGCGCAGAGCGAGGUGCAGCUGCUAUGCGAGGAUUCGCGUUACAUUCGGGCAAUAGACUCAGUUCGCGCAAGAGCUGUGCUUUCGCAGACGGUCAACUCGACGCCGACUGCGGAGUUUGCUCGCUGCGUGGUCCCACAGUUACUGAUGCGCAAACCCAGAGCAUAUGUGACCUUUGGCGGCAAUGCCACUUUUAUUUGGCUGCUCUAUUUUAUGCCGGCAUCUGUCCUCGACUUCAUCUUCAGCAAGCGCUUUGGCACGCGCAAGCUCAAGGCAGAUCUGGCACUAGGCACCGCCGAGAAACAAGAGCAGGGAAUGUGCCCAGUGACGCAGCGCAGAGGCGGCCAGUGCCCAAUGGGCAUGAGAAAAAGCAACAACACCAGCCGAGAGGGUGGGUCCAUUUUGGCGUCGAUAAUGACAAAGUGCCCGGUCACUAACCCUGUUGUCUGGGCCAUUACCGCCGGCGCCUGUGUGGCGUGGUACGGAUUGAAUCACCCCGAAAUUUUUAAGCGGGUGGGCGAUCUGGCAUUUGGUAAAUAAUAAAAUCAGCAAAUUAAAUGUUCAAAAAAAUUAUCGGCCAGCCUACUGUCUAUCGCAAAGUUGCGUUGCAAUAAAUACUUAAAAUAUACAGGAAAUGGUUGGGAUUUUGAAUGAAAUUAGUGCAUCAACUAAUGUCUGUACGGGUUAUAAAUGUGGCAGUUGAGGAUGCCGUGCUCUAUAAAAAUGGGGGUCUAAAUUAAUAUAUUUUAAGUCUCAAAAAUUACUUUUGGAACUGAAAAAA
Kickxella alabastrina is the source of this 1526-nucleotide messenger RNA. RefSeq lists its product as uncharacterized. NCBI's taxonomy places the organism in Eukaryota, Fungi, Kickxellomycota, Kickxellomycetes, Kickxellales, Kickxellaceae. The record is from RefSeq and is a predicted model, not a curated record. Gene Ontology annotation, cellular component: endoplasmic reticulum. Gene Ontology annotation, molecular function: oxidoreductase activity. The transcript has a single exon. The coding region runs from base 149 to 1285 and encodes 378 amino acids.